This is a messenger RNA of Carassius gibelio (silver crucian carp), 2305 nucleotides long. Its product is annotated as H-2 class I histocompatibility antigen, D-37 alpha chain. Bases 356 to 2110 code for a protein of 584 amino acids. The record is from RefSeq and is a predicted model, not a curated record. Gene Ontology annotation, biological process: immune response. Lineage: Eukaryota; Metazoa; Chordata; Actinopteri; Cypriniformes; Cyprinidae. The transcript is spliced from 10 exons. Gene Ontology annotation, cellular component: external side of plasma membrane.
AAAAACAACAAUAAACUAAGCAUAAUGGCAGUCUACGCUAAAACAUACUUUUUUGAAAAUCGUUUAUGUUUCAGUAACAAAGUACUAAUAUUUUCAGUGUCGCUUUAACGCGAAACAGAAAACUCAUGAAUAUUCAUAUAUGCUCCGCCCAGCGUCACCCGAACAUUUCACAACGCCAUUGUGCGUCCUCACCUAACCAAACACAUACCUGACGUAGCUACGUCACCGCGACCAGACUCUGCAGUGAGGGGUGUGAUCUUUCACUUUAAUGUCGAUCAGUUCAGAGCGCUUUUCGAAAAUGUAAAUGAAAAAAAAAAAUGCAUUUGAUUUUUUUUAAACACUUUAAUUUUUUAGAAUGUUUUUGCCUUUUGUGUUUAUUAUUUUAUUGUUUCACUCUUUUCUUGGCUUUGGGCUGCAAGAGAAACAUUACCUUCACUUCAAGUUCACAGCCUUUUCCAAAGCAAACACACUCCCAGAGUUCAGUGCUGAGGCUGUUGCUGACGGCAGACAGAUCAGACACUACAACAAUAAAGAUAACUCCUGGGUAAGAUCGAGUCUGACUGAAGAUGACUGGACUGAAUUUCCUGAUUCUAGAGACUGGUUCAUACACCAGAUGAAGACUCUGUCAAACUGCACAAACACACAGUGUUCUGUGCUCUAUACAGUAUGUCUCGAGUGUUGUUCUGUGAUUGUAGAGCUCCAUAUCCUCCAGAGAAAAUCUGGUUGUGAACUGGAGAGAUAUAAUGGAACAGUGACGAGUCUGAGAGCGUUUGAUGAAUAUGGAUUUGAUGGAGAGGAUUUUAUUGCCUUUAAUUCUGACACGCUGCAGUGGAUUUAUAAAAACAUCAAAGCCAAAGAAAUCAAAAUCAAAUGGGAUCAGCAAACAAAACGCAAUGAACUCCUGCAGCAUUUCCUCAAGACCUGCAUGAACUGGAUCUCCACAGUUAACAACACUAAAAAGACUCCACCAGAUGUUCAUGUGUUUGUGAGGAAAGCUCCUGAUGAUGACAGUAAGAUGAAUCUGAGCUGUCUGGCCACUGGUUUCUACCCCAGAGAUAUUGAGAUGAACAUCAGAUUGGACAAAAUUAACACAGAAAACAAGAUAUCAUCUGGAAUCAGACCAAAUGAUGAUGGAUCCUUUCAGAUGAGAGUCAGUGUGAAGAUCGACAGAGACAUCAGAGGAUCUUAUGACUGUUUUGUCAUUCACAGGGGUCUGACAGAACCAGCUGUAGUAGAAUGGGAAGGGAAUUAUGCUGACUUUGAAACAGAAUCUCAGUGGUCUUUGAAAGCAGUAUUAAUAACAGUUUCAACAGUUCUAGUUCUCAUUGUGAUCUCUUACUGCAUCUACCGAAGGAAACGGUUAAAUGGUGGUCAGAGAAGGAGUAAUGAAGUUGAAAACGGGGGGAAGAUGACACCUCACUCUCAUAGAGGAGAGAUGGCCAGUCCUGAAGAGUUUCAUGUUCUCCAGAAAAGAAUUGGCUGUGAAGUGGUGAAACUUCAUGAUGGAAAAGUGAUAAGUCUGAAAGCCUCUGAUGAGUCUGCAUACGAUGGAAAGGAUUUUAUUAGCCAAAUGUACAACCAACCUCUUCCGGGGACCAAAAUAGGUCAUCAAACUGGACAAAAUUCCUUCCCCACAGAUUUCCAUAAAAACUGCAUGGACUGGAUCUCCACAUUUAACAACACAUUUAAAACUCCAUCAGAUGUUCACGUGUUUGCAAGGAAAUCUCCAGAUGAUCACACCAAGCUGAAUCUGAGCUGUCUGGCCACUGGUUUCUACCCCAGAGAUAUUGAGAUGUACAUUAGAUUGAACAGAGUAAAACUUGAGGAUCAAAUAUCAUCUGAAAUCAGACCAAAUGAUGAUGAAACCUUUCAGAUGAGAUCCAGUGUGGAGAUCGACAUAAACUCUGAAGGAUCUUAUGACUGUUUUGUCAUUCACAGCAGUCUGACAGAACCAGUUUCAGUGAAAUGGGAUGGAAGAUGUUUUAACUGUGAACCAGAUACUCCUCUGUCUGCUAAAACAGGAGUAGUGAUAGGAGUCGCAAUUAUCAUUUUUCUCAUUUUGAUUGUUUACUGCUUCUGCAUACAAAGGAGAAGAUCACAUGGUCUGUGAAGUUACCAGUGGGAUAUAUACGAUGAGUAGUUGGAAUAAUUAUUAUUUUACAUUUAGUGAUUUAGCAGAUGCUUUCAACAAACGCAAUUUACAAAUGAGCCAACAAUAAAGCAAUAUUAUGUAAAUGCUGUGAUAAGAAAGAUGCAGUACACACAGCAACAGUAUUCUUCAAUUCUUUCUCUAUUAUGCAAGGGG